This is a messenger RNA of Dovyalis caffra, 1332 nucleotides long. NCBI's taxonomy places the organism in Eukaryota, Viridiplantae, Streptophyta, Magnoliopsida, Malpighiales, Salicaceae. The record is from the annotation of a GenBank genome assembly.
AUGGUGAAGGGAGGAGGAGGAGUGCAAAACCUAGCAUUAGCAGCGGAUGUGAGCCAGGUGAUCGAUCAGUUGGAACGCCACUGUUUGGCUCCUGAUGGAUCUCUCGUCUCCAAAUCCGCCUACUUGGACCUCCAACUUGCCAGAGAGGAGAUGUCUAGAGAGAGAUUGCGCUACUUAGAAGCUAUGGCAAUUUAUUGUGAAGCUAUUUCAAUGGUGGAAGAUUAUCAACAACAGGGUGUUUCCAUGGGUAAUCUUGGAGGAAUUCGAGAUGUCCAAGGCUUUAACAACUCUCCUCAGGUUUGUGAGACUCUAGAGCACCGCUUAGUCAUUGCAGAAGCAGCUCAGAAAUUGAGGCUUCCUCUUAUAUCUAAGGAUGGGGAGAUCCACGAGGAGGAAAUUGAAAAAUGGACUGUAAUGUCACAAAGCUCCCUUGAUAGUACAAGCACCAGUGCCACCAUCAGCUCAACUUCUAACUCAUUGAAUUAUACAAACAGUUCUGCAAACAGCACUGUAAACAAUGCCCUCUUUCUUACUUCUUAUGAUUUGACGGAACCUGGAGUUGGUGGUGUUCCUAAUCGCUUUCUUGGCAUCACACCUGCCUAUUUGUGGCAAACCCAUCUCCAACAAAUGCCAUUCAUCAUGGACAUUGCAGAAUAUCAAAUGUCUCUUUCAUGUGAGGUUGAGGCUCGCUUGAAAGCUAAAUGCAUUAUGUUAGCUGAUGCUUUUGUUGAUGAUAUUGAUUCAUCACCUGUUAAUCAAAAUUCAACUGCUCGUCUUCCAGAGAGGGUCAAGUUGAUAAUUGAGGAAAUUGAAAAGGAAGAAGCAGCCCUGCGAGAGGAUCUCUAUUCUGCAGAUAGAAAAUUUGCUGAAUAUUACAAUGUCUUAGAGCAGAUACUUGGUGUGCUUAUUAAGCUUGUCAAAGAUUUGAAGCUGCAACAUCAACAUAAAUAUGAUGAAUUACAGAAGACUUGGCUCUGUAAAAGGUGUGAGACAAUGAGCGCAAAACUAAGGUUUGUUAUGCUAUCUGCUGUUUAUAUUGCUUCUUAUCCCAUGAGGGUUCUGGAGCAUGUUCUCCUGCUUGAAACUUAUACUCAGGAGUCAAUACCAGCUCUUCAUAAAAUAAGGAAAUAUCUUCUAGAGGCCACAGAAGAAGCUUCUAUUGCAUACAAUAAAGCGGUUACACGCCUUCGUGAAUAUCAAGGUGUUGAUCCUCACUUUGAUACAAUCGCAAGACAAUACCAUGACAUUGUAAAGAAAUUGGAAAACAUGCAAUGGACCAUCCACCAAGUUGAAAUGGACCUGAAACGGUUACCAGAUCACCCAUGCACAUAA